This is a messenger RNA of Cantharellus anzutake, 6274 nucleotides long. RefSeq lists its product as uncharacterized. Gene Ontology annotation, molecular function: 1-phosphatidylinositol 4-kinase activity. Bases 30 to 5906 code for a protein of 1958 amino acids. NCBI's taxonomy places the organism in Eukaryota, Fungi, Basidiomycota, Agaricomycetes, Cantharellales, Hydnaceae. Gene Ontology annotation, biological process: phosphatidylinositol-mediated signaling; phosphatidylinositol phosphate biosynthetic process. The record is from RefSeq and is a predicted model, not a curated record. The transcript is spliced from 33 exons. Gene Ontology annotation, cellular component: plasma membrane; cytoplasm.
CGUGACCUUACACACGACAACGAACAAUCAUGGACGCCCUUGAUUUCAGUCUUCAUGGUUUGAUUCUUACUGACCUAGCUCGUUCAAUUAAUGCAUCUACGAAUGAUGUGUCAUCCAAUAAUGCUAUCGAAGUGAUUUCAACUAGGGUCAAAGUCAGAGACCUCACGGACGAAGCACUCGGGCAGGAACGAGCUCCAAUGUCUGCGUCUGGAAUUGAGUGCAACAUUGCAUUUGGGGAACUUGCCCUGAACGUUCCGGCGGUGAAAGUGCAGGAAACAGUGCAAGUCCUCAUCGACAUCCUGCGCGAUGUCCCUUUCAUCGACUUUCCUCAAUGUCUGACUUGGAGCGAGUGGUCACUGCCAGACCAAUUGGUGUUCACCACUGUGUCCUCCCUCUUAUGGCUCGCCUCAUCAUUUCCGGAGACCAGAACUCUGACAAUUGAUAGCAUUGGAACCUUUUCAAAACUUGCUGUGCAGUCGCUGCGGACUGAGAAUUCUCAGAGGGUUGUUACUGAUAUUGUUCCAUCGUUACAUGGAUUGUAUCGCGCCAUCACUUCUACGCCCUUCCCAUGGAAGGGGGCUGAAUGGGAAAGUUUGGCGGGUAUAACCCAGGAUCUUUUCAAACAAGACAUCGUGGAUCGUCUUAACAGCCUCCUCACUACCUUUCUUGAAAACGAGGGAUUCCAGGAGGAAACAUCUAAAGACUCACUUUAUGCACGGACUCUUCUAUCAAGAUACAUUUCGAAUGGAAGGCCCUUGUCCGGGUAUUUCGCUGUCCGCAGCGUCAUGGAGAUUCAAUGCACUGCACUGGCGCAGAUUCUUUUGUCUCCUGCACCCCAAAGUCCCGCAUCAUCAUCAUCUACCGGGAAGUCCGGUGGAACAAGAUUCUAUCCAUCUCAGGCGUCCAUCACUUCAUGGGCAUCACUAGCGGGCAAUGCAAUCGACAAGAUACCGGGAGAGUUAGAAGGGGAAUUCAAGUCUGCUGUCGUGUCAUCCAUUAACUCUGCAAUGCAGUGCUGCGCGGACCUUUUGGAGCAGAUUGAAGAGAUCGGAGACGUCAAUCCUGAAGCAUAUGCUUACGAAACCUUAUCCGAAAGCUUGAAACUGGCGACCAUUUGUUGCGUUGCUGUUGGGGAAGCCCAUGCACCAUUGCUAGAUCGCUUACGAUUGUUGCUCAGCGAAAGGACACCGAUAACAGAUGUCGACCUUCAAGACUCAGCUAUAAAAUGCGUCGUCGUACUUGUCAGAAACUUCCCAGAACUUGCCCCUUCCAUGGCCAGCCUGCUUAGACGGUUUGUCACCGCCCCUUUGCCGCCGUUUGAGUUUGAAUAUACCUCAACUGUUCGUGCACCCCCGUUGUUGAGAUCGGCAACAAAGGGUUUGGCUGUUUGUCUUAAGCUGAUUACCGGAAACGAUCUUGGGCUGUCUUAUAUCUAUUCCUUAUUCAAUUUCGUUUCGAACCCAGGGGGGCUGCACCAUAGUCUUCCGGCCGAUGCUCACGACAGGCUUAAGCAUACGGGUGGUUCUCAGCUUGACUUCAAUGAGGGCACUUUCCAAGGUUACUCCGAGGAGCAACGCAGAUUGAUUGCUACGAGCACGGUCUGCGUUAUCACGCGCCUUGCUUUAGAACUCCAAGAUGAAGACAUUACACGGCUCGCCAUAUCGAUGUUGCUACAAAGACUACAACAUCCGGAUGCACACGUAGAAGCUGCAAUUGCUUAUAACCUCGUGGAUCUUGCCCUUCCUGCUCCGGUGGAAGUCUUCUCGGAUAUAGUCAAAGCGUAUUCCAACAUGAGCAUGGUGUCUUUGCAGUCCGGAGCUUGCACUGGACGACAUAAUGCUAUUUUGGCCGCACAAACUCGACUUGCCCAAGAAUUGAAAGGCGAAGACCAGCAUAAGAUUUAUCUUUCUCAGCUUCUCAACCUAUCCAUCGAUAUAGGGACAGCUAUCCAAGUCAAAUGUACGAACGGCACCAAUCACCAGCCUGCACAAGAAGAUAUCGAUCAUCUUUCUGCCCUUGCCCUGCCAAUCGAUGCUCUUCUUGCCCACAAACCCUUUCGUCUUCACUCGUUCUCUCAAGAAGUCGUGGGUCUUUUCCAGGGAUUUUGGUUUAUCGCGGCCGUCUUCCGCUUAUCCGACCCUCGUCGGUCAAAUGAAUGGAAGAGUGCUGCACUCGCUAGAAUUGCUGCGAAGACCCCUCAGUUCGUUUUAGAAGAGUCUCAUGACUAUCUCAGCAGCAAUCUUGAGUAUAAUAGAUCUCUCAGAAAAGAUUAUGGAGAACGAAUGCUGUCUCACCACAAGGCCACACUUCUCAAUUCCUUCAAAACACGAGUCAGCGAGGUUAAGCAUCUAACCCCGGCGCAAGUGGUUUUCUUGCUCUCAAUGGACGACAUCGAGGGUCUGAGGGCGGCAGGCGGUCUGCCCUCCGCGUUGCCAGGUUAUUUUGUCAAUGCUGAUGUGAAUUCCAAUAUCCACCUCUCCGCUUGUAUGGAAUUGCUUGCUGACAGUAUCGUUGGUACUUCAGUCGAUACUCUCGCGCGUCGGGUCGUAGACCACUCUCUUGGUCCAGAAUUAAAUGACGGCCUGAAGAAUCUCUUAAUAUGGAGUUGCCACAGAAUAUCGAAGGCUCGGAUAAUUGCCUCCAAAUAUAUUGACCGCCUCGUGUCCGCAUUUCCAUCCUUGAUGUGUGAUUCGGGUUUCGUCUUUGCCGUCCUAGACAUUCUGACAUUGCUUCAGAAUGCCUGCGAAGGGCGUUACAUAGACGAGUUCAAUCCCCAACACACGUUCCAUUCGGACCGAAGUAACCUCACCAUCACACUGACCGACUCUUACACCACAAGGAAGGAAAUUCUGAUGAGUCUUUAUAGGUAUGCUAAGAAGUGGCUGUCCAUGUCCAUUGCCCGGGCUCCUAUUGAAGCUCAGGCAAUAUUACAAAAAUAUCUUUCGGAUCAUACCAGGCUACCGUUACCGAACGUGGCGGAGCUUGGCGCUUCCACCGCACUUCAAUAUGCUGUCGAUUUCGGAACAGUCCAGAGCCGAUACGUUCCGGGAUCGCCUCUCGAGUCUGUACAGCCUGAUCGAGCCAAGCUGUUUACCAGCCAGCUUGCCUCGCAUGCUCACUACUGUGGAGAAGCAGCGGGAGUGCGCCUGGCCGCCCGAAUUGGUCUCGAAGAUGUGCAAAAGUUACCUCCAGUAGAGGCACCCACGAAUGAGGUCAAGGCAUUGAAGCAAAAAAUGGUUCAAACGAUUGGUGAAAUUCGAGCCAAAACAAGUGUCUUGACGACCCAAGAUCUCCGACGAUUGCUUUUCAGAUGUGUCUCAGUAUUAAUUUCUAUGCCUGGAUGUGAAUAUGAUCUGCUUCACUACAUAGUAGUAGCGCCGUUCGAGACGCUGACACCGGCAUCCGUCGCAGCUGGUCGAGACGCUUGGACAUGGCUGGUACGCGAGCGGCCAGAUCUCGAGGUGGCGCUCAUGCUCGAAUUUGACGCUGCGUGGCUGUCAACUAUCGAGUUGCAGAAAGGAAUGUUUUCACCCUCCCUCAAUCUCGUUGAUACUUUCUUCCAUCCCGUUGAAUACUCCCCUACACAAAGGGAUAAUAUUGAAAGGGCACUGCAUUCUGCUCGUCGGCUGCUUGUCCCCCACACGAUGCUCUUGCAGACAUUGGCCAGCCGAUUGCAGGCCGUGCGAUAUCGCAUGCCUUCGCUUGUCCAUUUGAUCAUCAGGCUUGUCUUACGAUCUGUACAGGCACACAAAACGUUAAGCACACAUCCCCUUGCCCGUGAGGCAAGAUUUACCCUCCUCCUUUUCGGGUUCCAGGCCCUCAGGAAUAGCCGUAUGGAUACCACUUCCGAAUGUCAACUACGUUCAGUCCUCUAUCAAAGUGCAUUCUCGUGGUUUGCAGCUCGUCCGCAAUGGACAUAUGGCGCCAACCGGAUCCAGCUGAACAUCGACGUGAAAUUAAUGCAAGAGUUCCUCGAGACUCUGCAGAAAGAUAGUCUCCGAGCUGAUCACGAUAUCACGAGUCUUGACCAAAUCAAGAAGAAUGGAGACUACGAGAAGAUGCGGCUGGAGCAGAGUCACCUUUUGCGCGUGUUGGUGGAAAAUGAGAUCAGUCGAUUGCUUGUUUGGAAUAAUCCAGCCAAUGAACCAGGCCGUGGAUCAGAUGAACCUUCGUGGGAUCCUCUUAUUGCACCUGAUUUCUGGGCAAAGCUUGUGCGAAUCGCAUGGAAGCUUGAGGCUGGCGUAGCGGUCAAUAUGGUCGAGCGCUUCAAGGUUCCAGCAGUUGCCGCAGAAGUUUCUCGUCUGGUCAGGGGUGACCCUGCGGCAGUCGUUGACUAUUCCGAAGCAUUGACCUUCUUGCUCGGGGACAGACUGGAUGUCUCCUUGCCGAGCGAGGUCAAGAAGUACAUCUUAAUGUGGGCUCCAGUCGCGCCCGUUCUAGCGGUUUCCUAUUUCCAACCACACUAUCGAAAUGAUCCCUCAUUAUUGCAGUACGCACACCGUGUGCUUGAAGGACACCCCGUAGACGUCACAUUCUUCUACGUUCCCCAAGUGGUGCAGGCUUUGCGUGGUGAUUCACUUGGUUACGUUGAGUGGUUCGUAUUCGAAACUGCUCAGAUCUCCCAGUUGUUCUGUCAUCAAAUUAUAUGGAAUAUGAAAGCUAACACUUACAAAGAUGACGCGGGCGAAGAGCCGGACCCGAUGAAGCCAAUGCUUGACCGCAUGACAGACAUGGUAGUUGCUUCUUUAUCUGGGUCCGCAAGGGAGUUCUAUGAUCGGGAGUUUGCCUUCUUCGAAGAAGUUACCUCAAUCUCCGGAACGCUCAAGCCUUUCAUAAAAAAGACGAAGGCGGAGAAGAAGGCCAAGAUAGACGAGGAGAUGGCGAAGAUAAGGGUCGAUGUCGGUGUCUACCUCCCAAGCAAUCCCGAUGGCAUCGUUGUCGAUAUCGACAAGCGUUCUGGGCGACCACUUCAAAGCCAUGCAAAGGCGCCUUUCAUGGCAACAUUCAAAGUCCGAAAAGAACGAACCUUGAUGGCCAACCACCCAGAUUCCGUCCUCGAAGAAGAGUCUUCUCCCAUUCAAGACGAGGAAGGGAAGGAGAAGACGACACACGUCGAGAUAUGGCAACAGGCGAUCUUCAAGGUCGGGGAUGAUUGCAGACAAGAUGUCCUCGCGCUGCAGGUUAUUGCGAUGUUCAAGAGCAUAUUUGAGAGGAACGCGGGCCUCGUGCUUUAUUUGUAUCCGUAUCGUGUCAUUGCGACUGCACCCGGGUGUGGUGUCAUCGAUGUAGUCCCGAACUCUACGUCGCGCGACGAGAUGGGCAGAGCCAAGAUAAACGAUCUCAUUGGCUUCUUCGAAUCCAAAUAUGGGCACUCGGAGAGUGUGGCUUUUCAACAAGCUCGGUUGAACUUCAUCCAGUCUAUGGCUGCAUAUUCGGUCGCUUGUUACAUUUUACAAAUUAAGGAUAGGCACAAUGGGAACAUAAUGAUUGAUGGGGAAGGACAUAUUGUGCACAUUGAUUUCGGCUUUUUAUUCGACAUAGGACCUGGAGGCGUCAAAUUCGAACCAAACUCAUUCAAACUUAACCACGAAAUGGUGGUUCUCAUGGGUGGGCGAAAUUCUGAAGGGUAUCAACUCUUCGUGCGGCUCACUGUGAAGGCGUUCCUUGCUAUCCGCCCAUUUGCUGAUCAAAUCGUUGAAACUGUCCGGUUGAUGCUUGGAACGGGAUUACCGAGUUUUAAAGGGGAACCGACGAUCCAGCGACUCCGGGAUCGGUUUGUGCCUGGGAUGACGGAGCGGCAGGCCGCUGAAUGGAUGAUGGCUGUAAUUCGGAAUGCACACGAAAAUGUUCGAAGCACCGUGUACGAUGAAUUCCAAAGGAUACAAAAUGGAAUACCGUAUGCUUGAAGAACAGCCUAACCGGGCUGUAGCUUCGGUGUCGGACAGACGAAUACGUCUCGGAGGAGCCAUCACCCGUUCCCCGUUGCCUCAUUGUGUCAACAUUUGGCAGAAUUCCAUUAUACCAAUCGUACUACGCACCCUCACAUUGCUACUAAAAUGGGAGUUGUACUUAAUAGUCCGCGGGGAAGGGGCCCAGAUUUCAUCGUUUGACCUAUUAAAGUUUAACUCAUCUACACGCUCGAUCUGGAUGAAGCCGAAAACUUACCUUGAGCCACUGACUGCGUUCGUGGUGCUCAUGGGCCUUUGCGCUGAUAUAAAUAUAUAUAGAAAAAUAGUUAAAUAAUUGGUAUCCAAACUGAUGAAUUGAUUGAGCU